AUGGCGGAAACACCCAGCCAUGUUCGUUCAGCACCAACACCAACACCAACGCCAGCACCAGCACCGACCAAGCGACCACGGCCCGUGAUCUCCUGUCUCGAAUGUAGAAGGAAGAAGCUCAAAUGUGAUCGGACGCAUCCAUGUCAGCAAUGUCUCAAGACUGGCCGCCCCGCGAGAUGCGAAUAUCAAGCUGGACAAGAACCGGAGCUCAACGCUGCCUACUCAGCGGCCGUGGGAAUUGCGUACAAGAGGCCGCGCUUGGAGCAGGCCCAUUUUGGGGUGGCUGACAGCGCAAGUGAUGCAAGAGACACCUUCGAGCACCCCCGAGAGCGCAGACAAGGCUUCUCACCGGCGCCAGUGCCGGUGCGACGAGGCGUUAUCGAAGACCUCCAAGAGAGGGUGGCAAGGCUGGAGCAUGCUCUCCUCUCUCAGGAUCAACGACGAAGUGGAAGUGAGGGGUCGGUAGUUAUUUCUCGCACUCCGCACGAUUCCUCGCCGUCAAGGAUCUUCGUCGAUGAAGAUGAAGCUGAAGCCGAAGCUGAACAUGGCCCUGCCGUCAGGGCUAAAAUGAAGCCGCGGUUCCCGGACGCAUGUUCAUUUCUGAAAAAAUUGCAUGACAAUUCUGGCAGCGCUGACAUGGUCAACUUGCGGACUCAGCUCCAGUGCCUCCAUCAUGCGAUUGAAACAGCUAGCCAGAAGCGUCGCAAUGUGCCAGUGUCGCUGGGAUUGUUGGCGAAUCAAGACCACCACCGACGGUUACACUUGCCUCCAUUCCACCUCUGCGAAAAACUGGCCGUUCACUACUUUGACAACCUGGAACACUGCUUUCGGAUCCUGCAUUGGCCCGAGUUUAGGGACCAACUCAAAGUCUUCUUCACGGACGGGCUCGGAGAGAAAGCCUGUAGAUUUGGAUUCAUUCCUCAACUGGUAGGCGUCCUGGCAAUCGCCGCAAGUUUCGGCACACACCCUGAAUACGACGCCGGCAUGUCGUAUCCUAUUCUUCAACGACCCAUCGCCUUAAAUUUCAUCAACGAAUUCCUCCGCGGGCUCCGAGACCGACAGAGAUACUUGCUUCCAGCAUUGCAAGUCAAGAUGCUGGUGCUGAUGUUGAAUUGGGUCGUGAUGGAUCUGAAAUUUCCAAUCGAUGACCUAUUCCGGCUCAACGGAGAGCUUGUCCGAGACGCUUUGGUGAUGAAAAUGGACCAAGACCCUUCAACCCUUCCCGGCGUGAGUGUUUUUCAAGGGGAGCUUCGGCGACGCUGUUGGAUGACCAUCAUCGAGUGCGACCUUAUGCUGUCGAUCCUAUGUAAGCUGCCCUGCCUGGUCCCGCCAUACACGGCGAAACAUCCACAAAACGUCAACGAUGAAGAGAUUUUUGAAGGGAUAGAGGCUCUUCCUCAAUCCCGACCCCUGGAGGAAUGGACCGAUGGCCUGUGCCAGUACGUACUCUCGCAGUCAUUCCCGCGUCGCCUUGCGGCGUGUAAACAGAUGGACAGCUCCAGCCCUGGCCAUGCGAAGUUUCAAGACGUGCUUCUGCACACUCGGUACCUGGAAAGAGCGCUACAGGAGCUUCCUCCGCCUCUGCGCUUCAGUUACAUGGGCGACCAAGCAAGCAAGACUCCUCCUCGGCUGAUGGCCCGGAUGGAGCUCGACAUUAGCAUCAGACGCCCCCUGAUGCAUUUGUAUUCCUGCUGCGCCUCGGCGCCCAAUGCAGAGCACAUCCAACAGGAGGCCAGGGCAGGGUUUCUGCAGUCAUGCCUGAUGCUGACAACCUUCCAGGAUCUCUUUGAUCCACAAUUUUCCGAGGUCAACGUCCCGCGACCUGAAGGUUACUGGGAUUUCUUCUACAACGUCUACAGGUACGAGCUGGGCCAGGCCAUGCUUGGCCUAUGCCUCGAGAUCAAACGGUUUACGUGCGCAGCCAGGGGACAGGGAUUGACUUCUGUAACGGAGGGAGUAGAGACCGAGUCGACUCCGGCAGGCUCAAUAUCAGCCCCAUUGAACGGGACGCCCAACCACGGUAAAGCCGCAAGAGCACCAGCUCUGCCAUACACGACAGCAAACAUGAUGGAUAGUGUCAAGGAUACGCUCGAUUCAAUGAAACGCCGGCUUCUCCAUCCUGGCGCCAGCUUCAAAGACCUCGUCUACUUCAACGUCGUCCUCACCUCGGUCUUGCCGGACCAGCCAGGCCAACCGAAAGAGAUGCUGAUGCAACAGGCCCUCCAAGGUCUGGUCCAUGAUUGCAGAGCUCAACUGGAGCAAGAACAUGUGCCGAUCCCAAGCGCCCACGAAGUCUUCACGAGGAGCCUCGAGCAAGGAAGCAACCCCUCUCAACUGUCUGAAGCCCUACUAGGCCCGAAAUUUGAUCCUACCUGGGCCGACUUUCCGGAUCUUGUCUUGCUCGACUCUCCUGGCUCAUAUGAGCUGGCUCCUCAAGAAGGCAGCUAA
Molecule: messenger RNA, 2448 nt
Organism: Capronia epimyces CBS 606.96
Lineage: Eukaryota; Fungi; Ascomycota; Eurotiomycetes; Chaetothyriales; Herpotrichiellaceae
Exons: 1
Coding region: 1-2448 (815 amino acids)
Biological process (GO): regulation of transcription by RNA polymerase II
Cellular component (GO): nucleus
Molecular function (GO): DNA-binding transcription activator activity, RNA polymerase II-specific; zinc ion binding; RNA polymerase II cis-regulatory region sequence-specific DNA binding
Source: RefSeq, a predicted model, not a curated record